UGUACGAUAUUCUUAUAGGAAACAGAUAAUCAGUUAUUCACUUUUUAUCUUUUAUCCCUAUUUUUAUAGAUAUGGAAAUAAAUCAUGACAUUUAUUAACAAUUAUAACUCUUCUAUAAAUUUUCUGGAUCAAAAUUAUAUUAAUGUUUCAACAUGUCUACUGGAUUAUAAUUCAACAUUCAGUAAAACUUGUGAUUUGAAGUUAAAUGGAAGUAAUGCCUCGUCAAGUUUUAGGAAUAGUUCCAGUAUUUACGUUUAUCCGCCAAUUCCAGAAGAUGGACUCAUAGGAUUAAUCGUUUUAUAUUCAUUGACUACUCUUUUGUCCAUAGCAGGGAAUUUAUUUGUUGUUAUUGUUUUUGCGAGGGGCCGAAGAUCAAGGACAGACUUACGGAUUUAUCUGAUUAAUUUAGCAGCAUCCGAUUUAGUUAUGGCGAUAUUCUGCAUGCCAUUUACAUUUGCGGACGUUAUUUGCCAACGUUGGGUAUUCCCCGAUAUUAUGUGUCCCCUUGUCUUAUUUCUACAACCCUUGUCAGUCGCAGCUAGCGUAUUUACAAAUAUGGCAAUUGGUGUGGAUAGAUUUAUAGCCGUUAUGUUUCCGUUACACCGCCGCUUGACUUACAGACGUGGAAAAUACGUCAUAUGCAUUGUUUGGAUUUGUGCGAUAUCUUUGGCGUCGAUACAGUUGUUUGUAGGGAAAACAACAAGAAUCUCGAACGAAAUAACUGUUUGUGACGAACAUUGGCCGCCAUAUUUAUCCCGUAAAAUUUAUACUGUUUUCAUUUUGUUACUGACCUAUAUCAUUCCAUUAACGAUACUUUCAAUAACAUAUUUGGUCAUAGGCAUUAUUCUUUGGAAAAGAACAGCACCAGGAAACUGUCAUGUUGAACGAGAUAUGCAUCAGCUGAGGGCAAAAAUAAAGGUUGUGAAAAUGUUGGUUAUAGUUGUAGCUAUUUUUGGACUUUGUUGGCUGCCACUUCACGGACUUAAUAUGGCAAGAGAUACCAACCCAGAAAUAAUGAAAUUCCAGUCUCAGAAAGAAUAUUAUGUGUUUCUAGGAUUAUAUUUAACAGCCCAUUGGCUAGCUAUGAGUAAUAGUUUUGCCAAUCCAAUUAUAUAUGGAUUUACUAAUGAAAGUUUUCGGGCAGAUCUUAUUGUAAUGUUACACAACUGGUUGCCGUGUUGUGCUUGUUUGAGAGAGCUUAUGAUGAGGAGUUACAGUCUGUCUACUUAUGAUAGUAUGAUGUACACCAAGCGGAAUGCAAGUCAACUCAGACAAACCAGUUGUAUCAUGAACAAUAGGAAACUGUCCGGACGUCGGCCAUCUAGAAGUAUAAAUGGACUCAGGAAAAUUAGCAUGGAAGCAAGCAGACCUCCUUCGGAAUAUGGAUUUCAAAAUGGGAAUAUGGAUUCUGGUGAUAUAUCCUGUAAACAUUACCACUUGUCAGAACCAAACCUUACAGUUCCUGGGGUACUUACCUUAAACGAUGAAACCCAGUCCUCUCGUUUUUAAUUUCAAAUAUUUGACCAUUUAUAAUUUGUUAUGCUUCCAUAAGUGAAUGUUCCCAAUCGGGAAAUUAAACACUCGCCGAAAAGGUUGUCAGGAAAAAUAAAUACUACCCCCCUCAUAUGUCAGGGGAAAUAAUAUUAACACCCUCAUAUGCAUGAAUUUUCAAAAUGGACAUCCAAAUUUUGUUUUCCAAUAUUGUUAAAAGACUAGCGUUAAAACGUACCCCCAAAACUACUGUUCUGAAAUUAAUUUAAAAAUGUCUAAUUUCCUUCCCUUCUAAUAUCGAAAAUAGUUUAUUAAUCAAUUAAUUAGCAUAAUCAAGUCAGCAAAAAAAAAAAAACACCAAGCAAGAUCUUAAAAAAUCUUUUGUUUAGAAGCAGAUGCAAAUUCUGGCUUAUAUUACUUAACAAUCAAUUUUCAAAAAUAUCAUUGAUUAUACUUGUUUUCGUAAGUAUAUAUUUCAUGGUUUGUCAAUAUAAGUAAUAAGAAACAUGACAUCGAUUUCGUUAUUGAUACUGGUGUCGAUACGGUGGUGUCGAUUGGUUAAAUGAAAUGUCGACUCUAUUACAGCACAACAGUAAAUAUAUAUGGUAUGAUAAUUAUUAUUGAAUUCACUGUGUCUAGUUCGACCCCGAAAUUGCAUUCCAUGAUAAAUUUCUUAAAUCCUUUCAAAAUAUUGUUAAUUUUAUUGCCAAGUGUAUACGAUAAUAAAGACUCACAUAAGUGCAGAAAUGCUAUUUUGAAAGUAACUACAUGCAAAUGCAAUCAUAAACAUUUAGUAAUACGCAUAUAGCUUUUUCCACAAUUAAAUACGAUCAGCAGUAUUAUCAAAGACGAUAACUUACUCAUCUUGGCAUCUUUGUACGAGACAUCUUAUAGCCAAAUAUUUUUUUGUGUAGGCCUGUUCCUUAUAUUAAAAAUGUCUACCAAAUACAACAUAGACAGCGAUCGGUCAGCAAAAGCUAGUUCUUCUUUUAGUAAAAAAUGAAAACAAAGACGACCAGGCAGAUGAUAAGUAUUCGCUUUCCUUGAAUAACCUUCAUCAGGAACUUUCUGUCAACAAUGUUGACAUCCAAUGUCGUUUGGAAACCAGGGGUGGUAAUCUAUUAAUCAAAAGCCAAACUGCUUACGUCCGAUUAUCUACAUAUGUGCCGAAUUAAAAAACAUGUUUUGUUAAAUGAACAAAAUGCAAUAUAAGAUUGUGACCAGUGCAAGGUACCGACAUC
Mytilus trossulus (common blue mussel) is the source of this 2732-nucleotide messenger RNA. Its product is annotated as prolactin-releasing peptide receptor-like. Bases 85 to 1509 code for a protein of 474 amino acids. The transcript has 3 exons. NCBI's taxonomy places the organism in Eukaryota, Metazoa, Mollusca, Bivalvia, Mytilida, Mytilidae. Gene Ontology annotation, molecular function: neuropeptide receptor activity. Gene Ontology annotation, biological process: neuropeptide signaling pathway. The record is from RefSeq and is a predicted model, not a curated record. Gene Ontology annotation, cellular component: plasma membrane.